AUGGUAAAUAAUUUGAUAUUGCAUCUAAGGAUUACGAGUGGAGAGCGGAAAUUCUUCAUUGUUGCCUUGGCUUUUGUGGCUUGCGCCUAUGCCGAUGUUUCGGAAUUGGGUUACAACUAUAACCAACAUCAUCAUGCCCACCAUGAACACCAUGUUCAUCAUGAAGUGGCAGCUCAACCCCAAAAUUCAUACAUUCCCCCCGCUCCCGUUGCUCCUGUUGCACCCGUCAACACUUAUGUGCCACCAGCACCAGUAGCUCCCGUCAACACUUAUGUGCCACCAGCACCAGUGGCUCCCGUCAACACCUAUGUCCCACCAGCACCCGUAGCCCCCGCACCAGCUCCAGUUUCCCAACCCACCAACUCCUAUGUCCCACCUGCACCCGUUGCCCCCGCACCAGCUCCAGUUUCCCAACCCACCAACACCUACAUUCCCCCUGCACCCGUCUCCCCUGUCGAAGAAGUUGAACAAACCCCCUCUGACGGUUAUCACUACAAGACUGCCCGCCGUGUUGUCUACAGACACCGUGCUUAA
Molecule: messenger RNA, 534 nt
Organism: Musca domestica (house fly)
Lineage: Eukaryota; Metazoa; Arthropoda; Insecta; Diptera; Muscidae
Exons: 2
Coding region: 1-534 (177 amino acids)
Source: RefSeq, a predicted model, not a curated record